AUGGUAACUCGUAUUCCUGAUCAGAGACUUGUCUACCUUCAUUGCGCAUCAGUCUUCAAAGGAGACCGAGCACAAAUACGGAAGCUAAAAAAGGUUACUGAAGUUCUCUCCAAGUACCGACAGUCUAUCAAAACUCUCACCAAUGAAUUUUCUUUGGAUGCCAUCGCUCCUGUUGCCAAGGCACUGUUAGACCGGAAAAUCUUUGAAUCAGAAGCCUGUGCCAAGCUACACUUCCCAGAACUUUUCCAACCAUCCGAGACACAAGAGGCCGAACGAGUGGCCUCAGAAGCAGAAGCCGCAAGAAUCGAAGCUGAAGCGGUGCAGGAGACAAUAGUGACCUCCGAUGAAGAAUGCGAGGAGGAGAUAUUGAACACCACAACUAGCCAGGGUCAAGGACUACCAUCUCGUGCCGCGGCAGGUACGAUUGAAGGAAGUGCUCAAGAUAUCCCAGCUGAACAAGGCAAUGUACCACAAAGCAAUAAGGAACGGGAUGUUAACCCAAUACCCCGGCUGCAUCCGGUUUACUUACCCGUCAGAACUCAACAUCAGGUUUUAACACUGGUGCAGUCGAUCUUGGAGGGUUGUUGUUUUCAAUUCGGCAAUACUUGGGUUCCGCAGCUGAUGAAAGCGCAAAAGUGGGAAGAAGCAGAAUCUAUCGAACUGACUCGAUGGGUCCAGAUAUUUUCCAAAUAUACAAAGGACCUGCCAGUCUCAGCCACAACGGCAAUAGCUGGCAAGAGUUUGAAAGAGGUGCUGUUCGCAACCACCAACUUACGACAUUCGGCUGUUCAUCGACUGAACACGAGCGCGGCGGGAAUUUUGAAAAUGCUCGAGGCCGCAAUCAUCUUCACAGAAGCACUGACUGACACAGCACGAGCGACUUGUAUUCGGAAGAUCAAAGAUGAAGUGGCUGCCAUCGUUGAUGAUAUUGUUCAGCAUCAGACUCUGCUAGAGCGCAAGUUGUCCGACCAGCUGAAUGAGUUCGCCCGUAAAAGAGCAGAGAUUGACGAGCUAGAGAGACUGGCGAUUGAGGAUAUGCUCGACAACGACAAGACGCAUCGAGGAUCGGCCGGUUCAGUGGUUGAGGGCUUCCUAGCCAACCUCACCAAGGCUGCACAGGCUUGCGCUUCUGAAAGCAAGGAAGAAGACCAGAAAGGGGCCUCAGGAUCUGCACAGGAUGCAUUAUCCGAUGAAGACAGCAAUAGUGAAGAAGACCCCGACGAAACAAACGCCGCCACUCAUCCUGGGCUUCUGGAUCAGAGCCAAUCAAAACGAGACGGGAAACUCGAGCAGAACAAUAGCCAAGUCGCUUCCGUUUCAGGGCAUGGUGAAGAUAACGAAGAAAAUCCAUUAGAUGCUGAUGUUGACAGAGACUUCGUAGAUACAGUUUCAUUCACAGCGAGGAAUAAAAGGGAUAGAAAAAAGAAGCGCAAAGAUCGCCGUAGUGCUUGUGAGCACAUCAGCGAGAUCGCACCACCCCUGGAAGAUUUCCCUGCGAUAAAUGAUCCUUCGGUUCAUAACCAUUAUCCUGCUGAAUACAAUACAGCUGAAGGGAAAGUUGUCUCUGAUAUAGAAAUUGACAAUUCGCAAGCAGAUAAGGUCGUGGUGGUGGCAGAUCCUUUCGAGCGUAAUUACGCUGCCGCUGGCCAUAGGAUACCAUCUGCUCCACCAUUCGCGGGGAGUGACGCAAAAAUCCUCGAGGAAACUAUAGUUGUGGAUGAUGAAUAUCCCACUAUUCUGAUGGCAGAAGAACCGUCUCCCGUACUCGUCCUAGAAGAGCAAGUCGAAGCAGGUUCGGAGGGUCCUCCUUCAGUGUCUUGUGCGCCGGCUCCACCAGUUCUAGUCGAAGCAUCGAGCGCCGAACCAGAAGAAACCAGGAAAUACGCCGUUGUGCUGAAAAUCCCUCACGGGUCAGAAGUCCUCAUGACGAUGGUCUGUCUCAGCUCUGCAACCAGGACGGCAAUCCUAAACGAAGCCGAGGAACUUUAUGCAGAACGUGUUCUUCAGUGCCAACCGGAAGAGAAGGGAUGGGAGAGAAAAUGCACUCGCAGGCUGCUGACAGUGACAAUGGAAGGGCAUGAGGUGGACAUGUCGGCAUUUGGUUCGGAAGACCUAACGUUUUUGGUUGAGAGGAUCUCUAAAUCUGGUAUCCCGAUGUUCACUGUCGAGAUAUCACAGACGAUGACUUAUGUGGGCUAA
Molecule: messenger RNA, 2199 nt
Organism: Endocarpon pusillum Z07020
Lineage: Eukaryota; Fungi; Ascomycota; Eurotiomycetes; Verrucariales; Verrucariaceae
Exons: 3
Coding region: 1-2199 (732 amino acids)
Source: RefSeq, a predicted model, not a curated record